GGUGAUAUAUAGUUAACAGCGAAUUCGAGAAUGAAUCGACGUUGGAAAACACCAGUUGGUGUUCUGGCAGUAUUGAGUGUCCUCAUACACGAAGGAAUCGCUAAGGAACAGAAUUCUACAGAGGAUAAUUUAACAAUUGUGGGCAUUUCAAAACUUCCAGAUGCGGAAAAAUUUAAAAUAGAAAUUGAACCAGUCUUAUACCAUGUAAGUAAAAGUGCUCAAACCAACAAAACCAAUGUACACAAACGGGAUACGAUUUGCGAGAAACCUAGUCUACCACCUGAUAAAAGUGAGAAAUUAGGCUGUGUGGCAGCUUUUCUGGUAGAUCAGUUAAAGCAAAAUAAUGAAAAUAUGAAUCGCCUACUAAAAUGCCUCAAGAAGAACGGCUCAGGAUCUACAACACCGAAGCCCACUACACAAUGUCUAAGGUUUGAAAAAGAAUAUAUACCGGAGGAAAGCGAAGAGUUCAACCACAGUUGGCCGAAGAAAGUCAAAUGCUUCCCGUUCUCCAGAUGCAGGUUGGAAUGCGACUCCGUAGAAAUUACCUCGAAGUCCACCAAGCAGAGGAAGACAACGCGUAGCACAACCAAAAGGCCGACUACCAAAAAACCCUGCAAAAAGUCGAGCGAGGAGUGCGAGUGUUUGUACUGCUCAGAAGAUGACGAAUGCGUAGACAGUAAUUGAAGUCAGAUUAAAUGGCAGCCCUUUUGGAACGCUGGUUUAGCAUUAUCAGGAAUCUUUCAUUCGAGGAUUAGUUUACUUUUGUCAUUGAAACCGCUAUUUAUUGGGACCAUUUGUCUUCCUUUACACACAUCUACAUAUUUAAUUUAAUAAAUUAUUUUUGCGAUUGAGGGAUGGAAUAAACUGAUAUAAAUAUAUCUUUCUGAAUAUUUUGCUUACGAUUCUAUGUAAACUGCGUAAAACGUAUACGAAUAUUUUUUUAAAAUUCCUCAUUUUUAAGAGUUUCAGCCUCCUGGGCUGAUUCGUCUUAGAUAUACGAAUAAUGAAAAUCCGAAAAAGUUCAUUUAUUCUUUUUUAACAACAUUUUUAAAUGGAAUUCUGGUGCUAAUUACUCAUCUGUAUAAACGAUGCC
This is a messenger RNA of Toxorhynchites rutilus septentrionalis, 1093 nucleotides long. RefSeq lists its product as uncharacterized. The transcript has 2 exons. The record is from RefSeq and is a predicted model, not a curated record. Bases 31 to 684 code for a protein of 217 amino acids. NCBI's taxonomy places the organism in Eukaryota, Metazoa, Arthropoda, Insecta, Diptera, Culicidae.